GGAGGGAGGCAACUGAUGACCAAGUCCUGGGCGUGCAGAGCCCUGUAAGGAGUGUAUACUCAUAGCCGGUGGCUUGGGGGAGCUGGCAGCCCCAUUCGCUUUUCAGUGAAAGAAAGCACAGAUCCUGGUGUCCACUCUCCAGGAUGGCUAGGUGAUCAGGGCUGUCUCGCUGCAUCCUCCAGCGGUGAGUGGAUGGUCUGGCCGAGGGAGCCACCUGCGGUGGGGUCACCAUCGUACUCGCAGGCAUUCUGCCAGAAGAUCGGGGUGACCUGUGUUGUGGGUUUCUCCCAGGAAGAGGCGCGGCUGCACCGGACACCCCAGGGAACUAGCGACCGUGCAACUUUUCCAGGUGCACGGAAAUACCCUUUCACCUUAUCCCAGACAGUCACCCAGAGGGUGGCGGGUGAUAGAAGACCCCAGGCUGCGUGGGGCGAGACCCAAUUGCAGGGGUACUAGUUAGCACCGGGAGGGAACAGAGCACCUGGAAGGGAAGGGUAUCCCAGUGUGCUGAGACCCAGCCCAGCACUCGGAUCUCCGAGUUCUCCCAGGACAGGUCCUGGCCUGGCGGCACCUGCUGCGCCCUAGUCACCUCUGUAUUCCUAACCUCUCUAAAUGACUACUCCCGAGCCCUGCAGGCUGUCUUUUCCAAGGAACUGGAGGAGGUAGGCUAAAGGGGUAGCAGAAGGGGGUGGGGACAGUAGAGAGACAGUCCCAGCCUUCCCCGCCCUCCACCCCCACCACAACUCAGCAGCCGUCACGUGGUACCCGGAGUGGGAGGGGUGGGGGCAGAAGAGGCGAGACUUUUUUGGGUGCUCCGGAUCGCCAGUAGUUCUUCAAGCCUCAGCAGCCAACUCCUCCGGAGGCGCAGCGCUCCGCCCCAGGGAGCGCGAACCCGAGGAGCCUGGGACCAGCCUCUGGGAGUCCCGGGCGCGGGCGAUGCGGGCGCCGCGGGCGACACCUGCGGCUCCUCUCGGUGGCAGCCGUCGCCUGGGCGGCAGCAGCGCAAACCUCGGCAGCUACAGUCGCUGCGGCCCGGACAGCCUCCGCUGCUGUCGCCUCCGCUGCGGUCUCGGUCUCUGAUGCUCCUGCCCGCUCCCGGCCCUGCCGAUCCGGGAGGAUGUGGGUUCUCGGCAUCGCAGCAACUUUUUGCGGAUUGUUCUGGCUUCCAGGGUUGGCGCUGCAAAUUCAGUGCUACCAGUGUGAAGAAUUCCAGCUGAACAACGACUGCUCAUCCCCUGAGUUCAUCGUAAAUUGCACUGUGAACGUUCAAGACAUGUGUCAGAAAGAAGUGAUGGAGCAAAGUGCGGGGAUCAUGUACCGGAAGUCGUGUGCAUCGUCAGCAGCCUGUCUCAUCGCCUCGGCUGGGUACCAGUCCUUCUGCUCCCCUGGGAAAUUGAACUCCGUGUGUAUCAGCUGCUGCAACACUCCUCUCUGCAACGGGCCGAGGCCCAAGAAAAGAGGCAGCUCCGCCUCGGCCGUCAGGCCAGGGCUUCUCACCACCGCCCUGCUCUUCAGCUUAGCCCUCUGCCUGGCACACUGCUGAAGCUAAAGGAGACGCCAGCCCCUGCUGCAUCAUCUGUCUGGCCCGCACUCUCACCUCCCUGAGUCUCUUCUGGGUGUCCUUUUAUUCUGGGUAGACAAAGGGGUCUUUUUGUUCCCUUUCAAGUAACGCAAGAUUGCCAUGCACAAACACUUUGUAAGCUCUGAAGCAAUCCAGUCUGAAUUUCCGUGUGUAGUUGAAGAAAAAGCAUAGCGCGGAAAGCCCAGAUCUUCCCGUCCCAAUCCGUGUAGCCACCGCCAAGGCCAGCCUGGAAGAAUCAGCCCUUAGAAGUCAUUGAGAUAUGCAUCUGCCCUUCCCAAAGCCUCGAGCUUCCAUUCUGUCCCUGCUAGGAGUCACAGUCUAUUGGGGGACUGCUGUGUGAAGGUGACUUCGCUUUUGUGGGAGGGAAGAACCAGUUUCUGCUCAAGGCUUCUGAACUUGACAUUCACACUUCUUGCUCCUGUAAACCAUUUUCUGUGGUGGCAUCAGCUGGUUUGGUCUCUGAGUCAGUCUGUGGUGACUCAGGACUCAAGGGCUGGAGCUUAGCCUCUCCGGGCCUGGCCUCGGUCUGAAAAGUGCUUAAGAAGACCUUGUUAGUUCUCCGGGAGGAAGAGCUUCUCCGGGAGGAAGCGUUCCGCCGGGAGGCUAGGAAGAUGAGGGGGCUGCGGGCUGAGCUGGUGCUGGCCUUGGCGGAGCUGAAGUGGGCACGCAGGCGUUUCUCCUGGUUGGCGUGCUGCAGGGUCAGCCGGCAGCAGAGCACCUGCCAGAACACCUUCCGGAACUGCUGAGAGGACACGUUGUAGAGGAGAGGGUUGACCACGGAGCUGAGGUAGAAGAAGGUGUUGGAGAAGGGGAGAAGGAUCAUGUAGGCCCUGAAGUACGGCUUGGUCCAUUCAUCCUUGGGUUUGGCUGCAGCCAUGAUCCGCCGCACCUGAUUUGGCAUCCAGCACACGGCCAGUGUCACCACGAUCAGUCCUGGGCAGGCAAGAACAGGACAGAAAAAGAGAUGGGGGAGAAAAACAGCAUGAGAACAAAAAUAAAUAAAUAAAACCCAUAAAAUAUUCA
Molecule: messenger RNA, 2605 nt
Organism: Peromyscus leucopus (white-footed mouse)
Lineage: Eukaryota; Metazoa; Chordata; Mammalia; Rodentia; Cricetidae
Gene: Lypd1
Product: LY6/PLAUR domain containing 1
Exons: 3
Coding region: 1118-1543 (141 amino acids)
Biological process (GO): acetylcholine receptor signaling pathway
Molecular function (GO): acetylcholine receptor inhibitor activity
Source: RefSeq, a predicted model, not a curated record